Molecule: messenger RNA, 1047 nt
Organism: Cyprinodon variegatus (sheepshead minnow)
Lineage: Eukaryota; Metazoa; Chordata; Actinopteri; Cyprinodontiformes; Cyprinodontidae
Exons: 8
Coding region: 74-727 (217 amino acids)
Source: RefSeq, a predicted model, not a curated record
GAUACGGUUCAGUGUGAACAGUUCUCCCUUCGGGUUCAUAGCUCAGCAGCUGCUGUCAAAGGAACCCGUUUCCAUGGUGACGAGUUCACAAACUUCCAAACAUAGUGGAUGCAACAGCGUUUUGUUUUCCUGCAAGAUGAAUUCAGAAACGUCCUUAGUUUUCUCAGGCAGCGAUGUUGAACCAGGAAAAUCGGGUGUCAGAACAGGCUAUGUAACACAGGAUGGACAUAUCUCCCAGAUCCCCGGAUUGUCCAGAACCACUGGUUCUCCACCUGAGGAGAGGAACCGUGGGAGAAGAGCUGCAGUGCUGAAAAGCGAUUCUGACUAUUUAAAACUGGCGAAGCAAGGAGGCCAUAAGGAGCUUUUGUGGUAUGACGAAGCAAAUGCUUGUAAACAAAAUGCAUACAAACCUCCAGACUGGUUCAGCAUGGACUCAGGAGAUCCCAGCCCAAUAAGCAACCAGAAGAAAAGACCUGGAGCCUAUCUACCACAAGAGGCUCCUUUCCUGAGUGAUAACAUGUCUGCCUGGGAGAGGGAUAGAGACAGCGGCACUGGAAAAGAAAAGACUCCAGAUGCUAAUUACAACCAGAUGGAGGAGUCCCAGAAUUCCAAUCAAUAUGGGAGCAGCAAGUAUAAGAAGAUAAUGUUUGACAAGAAACCAGCACCUGUUGACAUGGCUAAGCUGUUGAGCUUUGGUUAUGCAGAAGACAGAGAACCUAAGCAGUAAUUUACCAACAGGCUGAAAGACUGCCAGAUGUGCAGUAAUUGGGUGAACACACUCCAAGAAGAAUAUUUGCCAUCAUUCCCUCUGACAUUAAUUUCUAAACUUUGUCCUGCUGAGCCAGAUGAAGCGUUUGAACAAGUUCAACAUCUUUAAAAGUGUGACAUUGAAUUGAUUUAUUAAGAAUAUAGUGGAUUGUUUAUGUUACCUUAAGUGUUGCCUCAUUGUAUCUAAAUAACGGAGAGGCAUUUGUUCAAGGGUUUGUUUGCUGUUGAUGUUAAAGUUGAUUAAAACACGUCAAAUAAAAGUUCAGAUUUUAAAGACUG